CCCUGUCCUUUUUCUUCUCUCUCUUAUGUCUUAAUAAACUAUUGCCUUUGCUUCUUCAUUUCUCUCCUUCACAAACAAAAACCACAUGAAUUUGUAACAAAACAAAAAAAAAAAACCCAGAAAAGGACUGAGGAGAUUAUCAUCUAUCCCGAAACACAUACAUAUAAGCUUGUGUAAAGGCGGUGGUGAGAAAAAGAGAGAUGGAAAUGAUAGCCGGAGCAAAGGUGGGACGUGAAGACAUAAAUUUGUGCUUUGAAAAGCUGAUGAUGGUUGCAGCUGGAAAUAGUGGUGAGGGAGUUAAGAUGGAGGGUGUGGUGAUCACUGAGUGGAAAGAUAUUCCUAUGGAGCUGCUGUUGAGAAUUGUUUCUCUAGUCGAUGAUCGGACUGCUAUUGUUGCUUCUGGUGUUUGUAGUGGGUGGAGGGAUGCAAUUUGCUUGGGCCUCACACAACUCUGUCUCUCAUGGUGCAGAAAGAACAUGAACAACUUGGUUUUAUCUCUUGCUCCUAAAUUCACCAAAUUGCAAACUCUGAUACUUCGCCAAGAGAAGGAACAGCUCGAGGACAAUGCUGUUGAGACUAUCGCAAAUUUUUGUCAUGAUUUGCAGGAUCUGGACCUCAGCAAAAGUUUCAAGCUUAGUGAUCGAUCAUUGUAUGCGUUGGCCCAUGGUUGUCCUAACCUUACAAAACUUAAUAUCAGUGGCUGUGCGUCAUUCAGUGAUGAAGCUCUUGAAUAUUUAACUAAUUUUUGUCGAAAACUAAAGAUAUUAAAUCUCUGUGGAUGUGUUAAAGCUGCAAAUGACCGUGCAUUGCAGGCUAUUGGGCGAAACUGCAAUAUGUUGCAAUCUUUAAAUCUGGGAUGGUGUGAAAAUGUUGGUGAUCUAGGAGUGAUGAGUCUAGCAUAUGGAUGUCCUGAUCUUGUAUCCCUAGACUUAUGUGGCUGUGUCCGCAUAACAGACGAUAGCGUGAUUGCUUUGGCAAAUGAGUGUCUCCAUUUGGGGUCGCUCGGUUUGUACUAUUGUCGGAAUAUCACGGACAGGGCAAUGUACUCACUGGCUCACAGCCGAGUGAAGAACAAGCCUUCAAUGUGGCAAUCCAGGAAGGGUAGAUAUGAUGAGGAAGGUCUUAGGAGUCUCAAUAUAAGCCAGUGUACUGCACUGACUCCUUCAGCUGUUCAGACAUUAUGCGAUACAUUUCCUGCUCUUCACACCUGCUCUGGAAGGCAUUCCCUUGUCAUGAGUGGCUGCCUCAAUUUAACGUCUGUGCAUUGUGCUUGUGCAGUCCAAGCACACCGCACGCUGAACAGUAUUCCUCAUACAGCUCAUUGAAGGGGAUGCCAAUGACAAUGUUGAUAUUGUAAGUAAAUGUACUUAUCCAAGGGCUUAAAGAAAGAAACGAGAGUUUCCCUGUAAAUAAGGUUGUGUUGAGAAGUGUAUGUUUAUUGUCUUGCUGGAAGCAUGGACGCAAAACACACUUUGUACUUGUUAUAUAUGCUCUUUUGAAUUGUGAAAUAUGCGGCAUUCGGCUUUUGGAAGCCAAACUUUGCUGUUUUAAGUAUCUGUUUUGAUUGGUUGUGGUUAAGUGAUGAAACUUUUCAACUUUCAUUUAAAGGAUAAUACUAAAUUC
Durio zibethinus is the source of this 1623-nucleotide messenger RNA. RefSeq names its product F-box protein SKP2A-like. Gene Ontology annotation, molecular function: protein binding. Gene Ontology annotation, biological process: SCF-dependent proteasomal ubiquitin-dependent protein catabolic process. Gene Ontology annotation, cellular component: SCF ubiquitin ligase complex. NCBI's taxonomy places the organism in Eukaryota, Viridiplantae, Streptophyta, Magnoliopsida, Malvales, Malvaceae. The record is from RefSeq and is a predicted model, not a curated record.